AUGCGUCUCUUCAACCGCAAGAGCUCCAAGCCCACCAUCGCGCCCGGCGGCAGCCAGCCCAACUCCUCCAAUGGCUCCCUGCGCUCCCCAGGCCCCUCCACCGCCAACGGCUCGCGGCCCACCAGCUUCCCCGACAUCCCUCUGCCACGCGCCCCGGACCCAACCCUCGACCCGGCCGGCUACCUGAGGAGCAUCUACGCCGUCCGCGACCGCUCGCGCCUGGUCCUCGACAAGGCCAAGAAGAACCAGCUCAAGCACUUCACCGUCGACAUGACCAAGUUCACCGACGUCGCCAGCUUCGUCGUGUCCAUCGUCAAGAGAGACUACGCCCCGGACUACGCCUCCAUCCCCCCCCACGGCCGCUGGCAGCACUUCGAGGUCGGCGGCCGCCCGCGCAUCGACCAGCUCAUGGCCUCGUGGCCCUCUACCGUCGACAACUCGGAGCGCACCCGCCGCCUGCUCGAUCUCUUCCUCGUCUCCGUCCUGCUCGACGCCGGCGCAGGCACAAAGUGGCAGUACAAGAGCAAGGAGUCCGGCAAGAUCUACCGGCGCAGCGAGGGCCUGGCCGUCGCCAGUCUGGAAAUGUUCAAGGCCGGAGCCUUCAGCAGCAACCCCAGAGAGCCCUGCCAGGUCGACAGCGCCGGCCUGAGGAAGCUGGACGUGACCAUUGUCUCGCGCGGCCUCCAAGUCAACGCUUCCAAUCCCAUGGACGGUAUCGAGGGACGAACGAACCUGCUCAUUCGACUGUCCGACGCGUUGCAGAACCAGGAAGUCUUUGGCCUGGAUGCGCGGCCUGGAAACAUGCUCGACUACCUGCUUUCCCAUCCUACCACGCAAGCGUCGUCGGUGCCGAUUGUCCCCCUCCCUACUCUCUGGAACACGCUCAUGGAGAGCCUGACACCCAUCUGGCCAGCCACCCGAACGCAGAUUGACGGCAUCCCCAUGGGCGACGCCUGGCCUUGCUCCGUAAUGCCCUCUCACCCUACCCAUCCCUGGGAGAACAUUGUACCCUUCCACAAGCUCACACAAUGGCUGACGUACUCACUCAUGGUCCCAAUGACCAAGUUGAUGGGUGUACACUUCGCUGGCGCCGACCUUCUGACCGGCCUGCCCGAGUACCGCAACGGUGGCCUUUUCAUCGACACUGGACUGCUGACGCUCAAGCCGGAUGACCACAAACGCGGUGUGGCGCAAUACCAACAGAACGCACAAGUCAAGGGCCAGCCCAGCAUGGAGGUCGUGCCCAUGUUCACGGCCGACGACGAUGUAAUCGUCGAAUGGCGUGCAGUCACAGUAGGCCUGCUGGACGAUCUCCUCGUACAAGUCAACUGCUCGCUAGGCUUGAGCGGGCGUGAAAAGCUGAGCUUGGCUCAGAUGCUGGAAGCCGGCAGUUGGAAGGGCGGUCGAGAAAUCGCAGAAGUGUCGCGGCCCAACACAAAAGAGCCGCCUAUUAUGAUUCUGUCCGAUGGAACUGUUUUCUAA
Molecule: messenger RNA, 1482 nt
Organism: Ascochyta rabiei
Lineage: Eukaryota; Fungi; Ascomycota; Dothideomycetes; Pleosporales; Didymellaceae
Exons: 4
Coding region: 1-1482 (493 amino acids)
Source: RefSeq, a predicted model, not a curated record